Messenger RNA from Electrophorus electricus (electric eel), 1507 nucleotides. RefSeq names its product BCL2 like 12 (gene bcl2l12). The record is from RefSeq and is a predicted model, not a curated record. Lineage: Eukaryota; Metazoa; Chordata; Actinopteri; Gymnotiformes; Gymnotidae. Gene Ontology annotation, biological process: regulation of extrinsic apoptotic signaling pathway.
UCCCACGUCUCGGCUGGGGCGGAACGCUGCCUUGGAGUCGGCGUGGAAAGAGACAUGAAAGCGUGAAAUGAAAAUAAAACCUAGUGAGGUGACUCGGUGGUUAUAAGUUACGCUGUCCGGAACGUUAGUGAAAGAAGAAAGCGUUUUAAUGGACGCAUCUCUUCGGUUAUAGCGAGUAAGUUUCGCCGUCCCUAUUGUAAACAGGCUUUUCCAGUCAACGACAUGGAGACUCGGUUGACGUGCAACCGCUGAAGGCGACCACCACAGAGAUGUCUGUAGAGGCAUCUGCUCCUCCUCCUUCUCCCACCCCCUCUCUCAUUGAGGUGAAGGAGGAGACACGUUUGGUGUUGAAGAGUUUUCUCCGCCAUGCUCUGGCUCUUGCUCCUGCAGAUCGCCCUGGCAGGAUCGGGGGGGAAUAUCACGACCCCAGCAAAUACAGUGUGUCUUUGAAGGAGAAGCAAAGAAAGGAAGAGAGUGGCUGGGACUCUCUGGAUGAACAGAUCAGUGCAGCAGAGGAGAAGAAGCACGGGAUUAAAAAUCUGAUAAAGAGACGACUGAAGCCGCGUCCGUCCACAACACGGAACAGUAGGAAGGACGGCUCUGCCGACCAGAGUGGCUCGCUGGAGCGGAGGGUGGGCCAGCUGGAGAAGGCGGAGAAGUCCUCUGCUUCCGAAGAGGAGUCUGACCGGAAAUUCGGUGACAAGAAGAAAAAGAAGAACAAACUGAAACUAACGGAAUUAUUUAAAAAGAAGAGCACAAAGAAAGAUGACACCCGUGGUUGGCGGCCAACUACGCUGCCCAUUGCGAAGGAUUUGGAACCUGCGAAGCCUGCUCUGUCACCAUCCCAUCCGCCAGAGUUCUACGAUGAUGUGGCUGAGACCUUGGACCGAAUCGCUCAGAAGAGUGUGAAGAAGAAUUUGCCCACUAAAAUAAGCCCAGAAGAGAAUGCUGAGCCAGUCCAGCCCAUAGAACAAAACAAGGAGGCCGUAGUUCAGCAGCUUGUGCAGCUGUUGACCACGGAGGGAGACUCCAUCAACGAGAAGAUUAACACCAAUCCGUUCCUGCGCAAGUCCCUCGCACGCCUCUCCUACCCGUCUUUCGCCAAGCUGCUCGACACGUGUGCCAGCGUAGCCGCAGACCCACCCCUUCCCGCUCAUGAAAGCCACACCCUGCAACGGGUCGCAAUCACCAUGGAGAUGACCCGGCGGGUCGUCACGGCCACAGGAGUGACUCAGCGCGUGGAAGGUUAUGCCGAGCGAUACAUGGAGAGCUUUGCCCCUUGGGUAAAGAACCAUGGGGGAUGGGAGAGCAUUGUCCUGAUGGAAGCCCAAGAGUAUGACUAACUGAAUGCUUGCAGUUAUAACGUACUCUACCUCAUUCCAAGUUUGCACUACGACCUUUGACCGUGAAAGUUGAGUGCAUAAUGAUCCAGGGCACCAACACUACUGAUAAUGCGUGUGAAUUUUUGUUUACUGUUUCUCAUUUAUUUAUGAUUUUUUUUAUAUGU